Schistosoma mattheei is the source of this 498-nucleotide messenger RNA. The record is from the annotation of a GenBank genome assembly. NCBI's taxonomy places the organism in Eukaryota, Metazoa, Platyhelminthes, Trematoda, Strigeidida, Schistosomatidae.
AUGGAACAGAAAACAUUGGAUACCACUUAUACUGCUGACUAUGAUCUUUAUCAUAAUGUCGAUGAUAAUGGCAGUAACAAAAGUAGUAAUAGAAAAGAAAAUGAAAGCAUAAUUGGGUAUAACACUGAACUUUUAGAUAAAUCUAAUCAACAAUUAUUUUCAUUGGAUCUUGAAUCUAAUAUUGAUAACUUGACGAAAGAAGAUUCCUUAUUGGAAUAUGAUGAAACGAAUAAUAUUUUAUCAAAGCAUAAAUUAAAAUUCAAUUUAAUGCUUUCAAAAUAUUCUAAAUCUAUUCAUUGUAAAGAUUCCAAUUACCAUCAGUCAACUUCUAUUAAUGAACUGGAUACUACCAAUGGGGAACUAGAUAAAAGUAUUAUUCUUUUUCACAGUGAUUAUGAUAAGAAUGAUAAUUGUAAUGUUGGUAUCAACCGUGGUACUGUUAACGAUGUGAUAACUGAUGAUAUCGGCCAUAUCAUUGCAUCUAUUAAAAGUGAGUGA